AUUACCACCAUGAUUGACGAUCAGGACCUGGGCUUCUUUGCCAACUUUCUUGGCAUCUUUAUAUUUGCACUUGUGAUUGCUUAUCAUUAUGUAAUGGCUGACCCAAAAUAUGAUGGCAACUAAGGAGUUGCUUUGAUAUCAACCUACAGUAUGAGUGUUUUUUCAGUUUAGUUUUGUUGACACAGUUUUCAGGAAUGAUUACUUUUCUGUGGCAAGAGCUUCCCUGAGACAAAUUUAUCCUUGCUGCUAAUUCAUGGAUAAACUUGGAAAACAGUAGCAGUAAUCUGAAACUUAUUUUGCCUUUCUA
This is a messenger RNA of Olea europaea var. sylvestris, 307 nucleotides long. RefSeq names its product dolichyl-diphosphooligosaccharide--protein glycosyltransferase subunit 4A-like. The record is from RefSeq and is a predicted model, not a curated record. Lineage: Eukaryota; Viridiplantae; Streptophyta; Magnoliopsida; Lamiales; Oleaceae. The coding region runs from base 10 to 123 and encodes 37 amino acids. The transcript is spliced from 2 exons.